This is a messenger RNA of Neurospora hispaniola, 2417 nucleotides long. RefSeq names its product glycosyl hydrolase family 71-domain-containing protein. The transcript has 3 exons. The record is from RefSeq and is a predicted model, not a curated record. Bases 225 to 2015 code for a protein of 596 amino acids. NCBI's taxonomy places the organism in Eukaryota, Fungi, Ascomycota, Sordariomycetes, Sordariales, Sordariaceae. Gene Ontology annotation, molecular function: glucan endo-1,3-alpha-glucosidase activity.
GCUCGAGGCAAACUUGAUGAUCAAGGCCCGUCGUCAAGGCCACCGACAAAGUCAUUUAUUUGUCCACAAGUUCUACCAUCAGCCAAAGUUUUAUCCACCAAGACUCGUCUUCACUUGCUCUCUUUCUCCCUGUACGGGCUCAUUUCUCCAGCCUUCUGCAAAGGAAACCCAAGUUUACCGACACUUGGGGCAGCUCUCAUUGCCUAGGCUCCAAAGACAUAGCCAUGGCGGGCCAUACACUCUCUAGCCUCCUUCUCGGCAUCAUUGCCAUCUGUCUUUGGGCUGGCCAUAUGCCCGGAGCACAAGCUGUUCCGGUACCUGUCACGAACUCCCUCGACCCGAGGCAAUCAGCCACCGACAAGCUGGUGUUUGCGCAUUUCAUGAUUGGUAUUGUGGGCAACCGCGGAUCCUCGGCCGACUACGAUUAUGAUAUGCAAAAGGCCAAGGCCAUAGGCAUCGAUGCAUUUGCGCUCAACAUUGGAGUUGAUGGCUACACUGACACUCAGCUGGGAUUUGCCUACGAGUCGGCGGCUCGCAACGGCAUGAAAGUUUUCAUCUCGUUUGACUUCAACUGGUGGCACCCGAGCACUCAAGCUACCGACGUAGGGCGCAAGAUUGCUCAGUACGCCUCGCUUCCUGCACAGCUGAAGAUCGACGGAAAGGUCUUUGCCUCGAGCUUCAUUGGGGACGGCCUUGAUGUGGCCCAAAUGAAGGCAGCAGCCGGGGUCGACGUCUUCCGGGCGCCCAACUUCAACCCUUCCCAGACCCCAAACAACGGGGUCGUCGACUCGGCAUUCAAUUGGAUGGCUUGGCCAAACAACGGGGCCAACAAAGCCCCCCAGCCUGGACAUAGCUUCUCCGUGGCUGAUGGGGACAACGCCUACAAAGCAUGGCUGGGUUCCAAGCCAUAUAUGGCCCCAAUCUCCCCCUGGUUCUCUACCCACUUUGGCCCCGAAGUUAGCUACAGCAAGAACUGGGUGUUCCCAGGAGAUCUUCUCUGGUAUAGCCGCUGGAAUGAGAUUCUGACGCUGGGCCCCCGCUACGUCGAGAUCAUAAGCUGGAAUGACUAUGGGGAGUCUCACUACAUUGGCCCCCUCGACUCGAAGCACACCGAUGAUGGAAACUCCAAAUGGGUCAAUGACAUGCCGCACGAAGGAUGGAUGGAACUGGCAAAGCCGUUCAUUGCGGCGUACAAGGCAGGUGCCAGCAAGCCUGAUGCCUACAUCAGCCAAGAUCAAAUCAUUUACUGGUAUCGACCGACCCUCAAGUCUUUGAAUUGCGAUGCGACCGAUACUACCAUGCAGGAUGCCAACAACAGCAGCGGGAACUAUUUCAAGGGAAGGCCCAAUGGCUACGAGACCAUGGAAGAUGCUGUGUUUGUCGUCUCUCUCUUGAAGACCGCCGGGCAGAUCAAGGUGACGUCUGGUGGUAAUUCCGCCGUCACCUACCGAGCCCCUGCGGGUGCGUAUGCACAAAAGAUACCGAUGGGCGUUGGGAAACAAAGGUUCGAGCUCGUCCGUAAUGGACAGUCUGUUCUAAGCGGCACCUCCCCGAGAGAUAUUAGCAACACAUGCCCGUGUGGUAUCUACAAUUUCAAUGCAUUCGUCGGUCAGCUGCCUUUUAAGCCAUUUGGCUCAUUAGAUUCGCAAGGCCUAGCUUCUCUAACCGUUGGACUACAUGUGAGCACUUGCCAGCCGACUCCUACUCUGAUAGGUACUGCGCCUCCACCAAACGAUCCUCAGCCUACAUACCCUCCGGCUAUGUGGGAACCCCCGUCUAUUCCCCGGACGAUCUCGACUCAACCCAUCACUACAGCACCUCCUCCCUCUACCCCAACCAGCUGCAACCGCGACACGGUUGCUGACGAGGAGUCUCCAAACCUGACCGGCCUUUGCAACUUUUUAUGCUUCAAGGGCUGGUGCCCACCUGGACCCUGCAAAUGUAAUUCAUUCGGUACGCCUGGAUGGAGCGACUCAAACGAAGCCCCCGGGUUACCCGGCUCCAGGUCUCGAUAAAAGUUACAAGGGACUUUGCGCCUUUACUUGCGCCAGGGACUAUUGCCCUUUAGGUGCCUGCUCGCCAAACUGCGGCUAGCAGUAACGCGUGCUGUUUCAACUUGUUGGAAGCAGCAGCCAUACUCUUCUUGUUGUUUUCUUUGUCAGGACUUAUGAAUGUCUUUUCUUCUUCUUCAAGGCCCGGUUGCCCUCGACGCUCGCUUGGGAGACUAAUUAUACAUAGCUGUAGAGAGGACGUUUGCGCUCUCACACGUGCCGAAGCCACAUUUUUUUCGGGCUUUCUUUUCUUUGGAAUUUUAUUUUAUUUUGGCUAGGACCAAAGACAAAUACGUGUACUAUAUCAUACAGUAGGUAUGAAAUCGAUUUAAUGAUAAAAUCACCAAUUGCUCCAAAUUCAGUUGU